UGCUGCUUGCCGACACCACAUCGCAUCCGUCGCCUGUCAACAGCGCUUCGGAGAGCCGCAACAACUUCGCACCACAACCUCGCUCCCGGCCUCUAACAACUACGACAUAGCCUUUUAGGAUGCUGUCCAGCUUAGGGAACCCGCGGCAAGCUGCGGCGCAGCUCAUGAACUUUGGGCUAAUCCUAUCGUCGGCAUUCAUGAUGUGGAAAGGUCUUUCGGUCAUCACAGACUCCCCCUCCCCGAUUGUCGUCGUCUUGUCUGGCAGCAUGGAACCCGCAUUCCAGCGUGGCGACCUGCUUCUCCUCUGGAAUCGCAAUCUCAUGUCCGAGACCAACGUCGGCGAGGUUGUUGUGUACAAUGUGAAGGGAAAGGACAUCCCCAUCGUCCACCGGGUAGUGAGAAAGUUUGGGACUGGGCCAGACGCGAAACUUCUUACAAAGGGAGACAACAAUGCAGCAGAUGAUACCGAACUCUACGCUCGCGGGCAGGAUUAUCUGAACAGGAAAGACAUCGUCGGGAGCGUUGUUGGAUACGUGCCCUUUGUGGGAUACGUGACCAUCAUGCUGUCAGAACAUCCUUGGUUAAAGACAGUCAUGCUUGGAAUCAUGGGGUUGGUUGUCGUUCUUCAGCGCGAAUAGUACUACCGAAACCCUACCAACGACGUGUGUCCGGCUCUACGGUGCGUUUUCUCUCACCUUUCUCCAGGAGGUAGACAUACA
Messenger RNA from Thermothelomyces thermophilus ATCC 42464, 719 nucleotides. RefSeq lists its product as uncharacterized. Lineage: Eukaryota; Fungi; Ascomycota; Sordariomycetes; Sordariales; Chaetomiaceae. The record is from RefSeq and is a predicted model, not a curated record. Gene Ontology annotation, cellular component: signal peptidase complex; membrane. Gene Ontology annotation, molecular function: serine-type endopeptidase activity. The coding region runs from base 120 to 638 and encodes 172 amino acids. The transcript is spliced from 4 exons.